GCUUCAUGAGAAUCGAUUGGGGGAUGAAUGGUGCUGAUUCGAUCAAGAAGACGUCCUAAGCGGGAGCCUCGUGAUAACAUUCUAAUGUCCCACUAGACUAUCUAUGGUUAGGAUAAGUAUCUGACAAACAUUCGGCGGGCCGAUUUCAUUCACCUCCCUGGCUCUCACCUUUCCACGGUUCCCAGCCCUCAAAAUGGAGGAAGCGCACAUCAACCGAAACCUGCAGCGGCAACGAGUACGAUCUGCUUGCGUUCGGUGCAAGCGUCAGAAACUGAAAUGCGAUGACCAUCGGCCUUGUACACUUUGUUCAAGAGCUGGUAUUGAAUGUAUUUCUGAACUUGGAAAAAAGCAAAGAAAAAGAACAAGAACCUCGUCAAUACCGCAGCCCGUCCGAAUAAGAAGCCAGCCAGCCCAAAACAGCACCUCAAUACAGCCUCAAAACUCUGGACCAAAGACCCCUGCAGAACAUGACGAACAGCUUCAUGGAGUUGAACAGACGUCGAAUACAUUUAUGCAAGUGCGUCCUUGCGCAUCACCGACCGGAUUGACGCAUAGCAUCGUCGACAUUUACGACCGACAUCGAGAUUUGAGCAAUGAGACAUCCGCCAUUCCUGGAGGAACUACUAUGCUUCCAUUUUCAAACAGCGAAGAAGGAGCUCCAAUAUACGGGCUUUUUAGUAUCGAUCUGCCAUCUCACAGCAUUUCUAGUCAUUUGCUUAAGGCCUAUUUUACUAAAGUCCAUUCCAUUCUGGACCUCUUCCAGGAAUCAGCCUUCAGGGCUAAGUAUGAACCGAUGAUACUCUCCAAAAGAGAUCCGAGUCGAAAGAAAAAUCAAAUCAUCCUACUUUUCUUGGUCCUUGCGCUCGGUGCCAAAUAUGUUGACCCGACAACUGUUCCAGAUUGCAUUGCACUAGGAGCAAAGCUGUUUCGAGUUGUUGAAGAACGCCUUUUGGAAGUAUGGGACGAGUCCGGCAUUGAAGCUGUUCAGAUCUGCGUACUCCUCAGCUCUUAUUAUCUUUGUUAUGGCAGACCAAAUCGAGCCUUCGUUAUCCUUGGCGCUGGUGUACGGUGUGCACAGGCUAUCGGGCUGCACAAAGAGCAUUCGUGGAAGAACAUUUCACAAAUUGAGAGAGCAGAAUGGGCGAGAACUUGGUGGGUUUUGUAUGUUUUCGACCGCUUCUCUUCAUUCACAUUUGGACGGCCUUACAUGAUCCGGGAGUUAGACUACGAAGUCAGCAUACCUAAAAACAUGGACGACACAGAAGGUCAUCCUCGCUACCGCUCCUUGGAGGAUUUGGAAGAUGGAACGCACGAACGCGUCAAUAUCUUCUCACACUUCCGAUACAAGAUCAAAUUAUACAGAAUUGCUACACCGAUUAUCGAUGAUCUAUAUGUCCGAACAAAAUAUGUGGAUGGAAAAGCGCAAAUCAUCGGUACACGACUGGAAGAAACUCACAAGGAAUUGGUCAAAUGGUACUCAGCUCUACCACCGGAGCUCCAGUACAAAGGUCCAAUACAGCAUACAGGUACACAGGAAGCAGCCAUCAUUGACCGGUUCAAUAUUCAGGCUCUCGAGCUUCAGCUCGCGUAUGACAACAUCCAGAUUCUGUUGCAUCGCUCUCGCCUCUCAGUGGAUAAUCCUCUUCAAUCAGUAGCCAAAAAAGCUUCGCAAGUAGCAAUCAGCAGAAAACAAUGCUGGGAAUCGGCGAUUCGGUCCUCAAAAAUCGACAUUAACCACAAGGCUGUGUCUGAUCUAAGAAAAACACAUGGCGCAGCAUAUAUGAGCGUCCGACUAUUAACAGCCGCUCUUGUUCUCAGCAUUUUCGCCCUUUCGAGUCCCCUUUCUACACUGGCGCAAGAGGCAAAGCAGGCAAUAGCUCGCAUACUUGCCAACUUCAAUGCAAUGAAGCGGAAUAAUCUGCUUUCAGCGCAAGGCGCAAAGAUUAUAGAAGAAUUGAUUCGGCUUCUUCUGAAGAGAGAGAUGAAUGGUAUUCUCGGAACAGAUGCGGAGGCAAGCUUACCAGAAAUUCGUGUCGAGUCAUUACAACAACGCUCUGCUACGUCUCCACCUCCGGAUACCAAUAUCUUCUCGACUAUCCAACCAUCGGUUGCCAACUUUGAGGACUCAGACUUCUUGAGUAAUGCACCACGGUUACCUAAGGAUUUUCACAGCGGUCAAGAUGCAAGCAAUGAGAUCACUCUGCAGGAAACAAAUCUACAAGAAACAGAUCUACUGUAUGGAAUCGGUUCGGUGCAACAAGUGAUUACCGACUGUAACAAUUGGCCGGACUUCGACCAACAACAAUCGAACGCAAACUCUACCUUAGGCUCUUUCUCACUCGAUUGCUUCAGCACUGGCAACCGGGGCACCAACUUUGGUGACCUAAACAAUUACGGUCAAGCUUGGCUUUGGGAUCAGGAUUUGGUCUAACGAAAUUCCAUGCACUGCCUUAUUUUAUGUUCCAUACACUAGUCGUUAUCGCUGGGCGGUAUAUCCCGCCUGGCUGUGACGGAAGUUGGUCUUCCGGCGUAAUGGCUUUGCCUGCUUCCGGUGGAAGUUAAGCCUGGUUAGCGAGAAAACUUCCGGUGGAACUUUCAGCCAAUCAUGUUGCGCGGAUCGUUUA
Molecule: messenger RNA, 2624 nt
Organism: Aplosporella prunicola CBS 121167
Lineage: Eukaryota; Fungi; Ascomycota; Dothideomycetes; Botryosphaeriales; Aplosporellaceae
Exons: 3
Coding region: 194-2431 (745 amino acids)
Biological process (GO): DNA-templated transcription; regulation of DNA-templated transcription
Molecular function (GO): DNA binding; DNA-binding transcription factor activity, RNA polymerase II-specific; zinc ion binding
Source: RefSeq, a predicted model, not a curated record